AUGGCUGCAGUCUCAACACGAUUUGACCCUCUGCCACUUACACCGUGUCAGUCAUCUCAUCAAGCCUUCACUUCCUACACCGACUUUGAAGAGCCCGAGGCGUACUCUUUGGAUGAUUUCGUACGGGACGUGAAAGCCCAUCUGGGUGAGGAGGGCGGUAUUGGCUGCGAUGACAUCGACGAGGACUAUCUUAUCUCCCUGGCGAAAAAGUACACAUCGAACCCCAACGACUGGGCACGCUAUUAUCACAACUGUCCAGAAAAGAACUACACACGCAAUGCGAUUGUCAACAUCAAUCACAAAGCCAAUAUUCUCUUAUUAGUCUGGAACCCAGGAAAAGGUUCACCCAUUCACGAUCACGCCAAUGCCCACUGUAUCCUCAAAGUGCUGGCAGGCGAGUUGACAGAAACCAUCUAUAACAUGCCUGAGAAGGGUUGCGAAGACUGCCCUCUGUCAAUCAAGAGUGCCAAUACCCACCAAGCCGACCAAGUCACAUAUAUCUCAGACGACAUUGGUCUUCACCGAGUGCAUAACCCUCACCCUACCCAAGUGGCCGUCUCUUUGCACAUAUACACUCCGCCAAAUGCUGCUGAUAUCGGUUAUAAUAUCUUCGACGAGUCAACGGGUCGUGCAAGCUUCAUGGCAAAAGCCGAAGCUCGCUAAUUAAUAUUUGGAAGAGUUUGAGAUAGUCCUUACAUACAUUGAUACCCUGCCAUAAAAGAUACAAAG
This is a messenger RNA of Fusarium odoratissimum NRRL 54006, 729 nucleotides long. Its product is annotated as cysteine dioxygenase. Gene Ontology annotation, biological process: L-cysteine catabolic process. Bases 1 to 663 code for a protein of 220 amino acids. NCBI's taxonomy places the organism in Eukaryota, Fungi, Ascomycota, Sordariomycetes, Hypocreales, Nectriaceae. The transcript is spliced from 3 exons. Gene Ontology annotation, molecular function: cysteine dioxygenase activity; ferrous iron binding. The record is from RefSeq and is a predicted model, not a curated record.